AUGAAUCGCUCUUCCAGUACCAACUCCACAAUCCAAGCCGUCGAUCUCAACUUUGACAGUGCUGUUAGCAAGUUUGCUCCAAAAUCCAAGCAAUGCUUGCCGGAGUCCUUCCAACCACUUGCAGACUCGGUCAUUAUCGGCAAAGGUAAAAUGCCAGCACAAGCAUCUGGGAACAGGAGACUUCGUGAGCUAGUGGAUGUCCAUCUACAAAACUAUGCCAAUGCCAAGUACAAGCGAGACAAGACCUUCAUUGUCACAAACAUCCUGCAGUCGAUCCAAGAUCUUUGCCCAGUCGGAGCCUUUGUCAAGUUCGACGGAGAGCGAUGGUGGGAAGUAUCUGAUCGCAUCUCAAGAGAGAAGAUUGCUUGCAUGUUCCGGGACUCUCUUUCCGGGCAAUACAAGUCUUCCAACAAGAACAAGGUUGCCAAGCGCCGUGCUCAACGAGCCAAAAAGCGCCAUGCAGCUAUUUCAAUGCAAAAAGUAGAAACUCAACAGCCACCAUGUUACCAAGAAUCACUGCCAAAGACACCAGCAGCGCAAUCAUUGGAACCGCAAGCCUUCGCCAAUAACUUGGCCGAACCUCCUAAAAUGACUGUCGCCCCCUUCAAGAGAGUCAGCAAGGAACGAGACUCCAUCCUAGUAUUGGAGGGUCUUGACUUUAAUGGACUGCUUGAUGUCGAUCGCAAUGUCUUUGAUUGCGCCGAUUUCUUUAGCGAGGAUGCCGCCAAAGUGAGUUCGGAUGAAGAAUCCUUCUUUGAUGAACAAGUUUUUGCCUUGUAA
Cylindrotheca closterium is the source of this 780-nucleotide messenger RNA. Lineage: Eukaryota; Bacillariophyta; Bacillariophyceae; Bacillariales; Bacillariaceae. The record is from the annotation of a GenBank genome assembly.